This is a messenger RNA of Zootoca vivipara (common lizard), 470 nucleotides long. Its product is annotated as histone H2B 1/2/3/4/6. Gene Ontology annotation, molecular function: structural constituent of chromatin; protein heterodimerization activity; DNA binding. Gene Ontology annotation, cellular component: nucleosome. The record is from RefSeq and is a predicted model, not a curated record. NCBI's taxonomy places the organism in Eukaryota, Metazoa, Chordata, Lepidosauria, Squamata, Lacertidae.
UUUCCGGUUGUUUUGCCUGUGAUUGAGAGACAACAGUAUCAUGCCUGAGCCAGCCAAAUCCGCUCCAGCAGCCAAGAAGGGCUCCAAGAAGGCCGUCACAAAGACGCAGAAGAAGGGCGACAAGAAGCGCAAGAAGAGCCGCAAGGAGAGCUACUCCAUCUACGUCUACAAGGUGCUCAAGCAAGUGCACCCGGACACAGGGAUCUCGUCCAAGGCCAUGAGCAUCAUGAACUCCUUCGUCAACGACAUCUUCGAGCGCAUCGCGGCCGAGGCUUCCCGCCUGGCGCACUACAACAAGCGCUCUACCAUCACCUCCCGGGAGAUCCAGACCGCCGUGAGGCUCCUGCUGCCCGGAGAGCUGGCCAAGCACGCCGUCUCUGAGGGCACCAAGGCUGUCACCAAGUACACCAGCUCCAAGUGAAUCUCUCUUCCUCGCAUACCCAAAGGCUCUUUUAAGAGCCACCCACUUU